Molecule: messenger RNA, 3522 nt
Organism: Necator americanus (New World hookworm)
Lineage: Eukaryota; Metazoa; Nematoda; Chromadorea; Rhabditida; Ancylostomatidae
Exons: 29
Coding region: 1-3522 (1173 amino acids)
Biological process (GO): mitochondrial transcription
Cellular component (GO): mitochondrial DNA-directed RNA polymerase complex
Molecular function (GO): DNA-directed RNA polymerase activity; mitochondrial promoter sequence-specific DNA binding
Source: RefSeq, a predicted model, not a curated record
AUGAAGAGAUUGCAACCUCCACCUGUGCGAUUUUUCACUGCAGUGAUUUACAUACAUAUGCUUCCUCGGCGGAAGGUAUUACGAUUGUUUCUUUUGAAUUGGAAGCUCUGCGAAGGAUGUAGAAAUAGCAGUUCUCCAUUCUCCUCCAAAGCUUUGACCGCUGUUUUAAAAGAGAAAUCCAAUUUUGUCGUGAAACCACAACGAAAAGGUUGGAAGUACAGCAAAGGAGGUGAAACAUGGCGAACUGCACUGAUAGCCGACCUAGAGAAAGAACUGAAAACUGAGCAUAAACGAUAUAGUGUUAUGCAAACACAUCGGGCUCAACAUGCACAACUCAUAAGAUAUGCUAUAUUGGAGGACCUUUCUUCCGUAAUAUCUGUCCUUCAUCAGCGAGUCAAAGAGAUUGUAAACAGAAAUAGAUUGAACCAAGAUGAUGACGAGUUCAUAUCAACUGGUAUGAUGGUCAUCCAACGUAGCGUAGAUCGUGUUCUGGAAGAUCAGGAGAAGUUGAAUUCUACUGAUAUACUCUCAGCUUUUUUCACAUACGCAAAUCUUUGGGAUCGCAUGCGAUUCUUUGGAAAUGACAUGAAGCUAGUUUCUCUACUUCUCUUUGAAACAUUCGAUAAAUGGUCACAACUGCGAACUGCUGAUGAAUCUUCUAACGAAAUCGAUAAGAUUUUGGUUGGCAUGGAAACGCGACUGAGGAAAUUGGUGCGGAAUAUUUCCAAUACUGACUCUCAUCUUUGGUUUUCUGCUACAGAUCGAGAUCGUCUAACACAACUGUUUAUAGAAUUAGGAGCAGACUUAAGCGGAAAGAAAUGUUUGUUGGGCGAUAAUACUUCGUAUGACGAGAAUACAAGACUCUUGGACCAUUUACGUAUCCCCCUGCCUAAGACGUCUUACCAUGGAAAUCAGUAUCAAUUAGAGGGCAUAACUAAGGAUAGCUACGUAGAGAGAUUUCCUGCUCAAAUUGCGCUGGAAAAAUCUCCUUGGCUCUAUGUGGAGAAUUACAUGGGAUUUGGAAAAGAGCCAUCUCGCACCUCGGCAGAAAGAUUGAUAGGCUCUUGGGAGUGGUAUGGCAAAAUUAAGGAAACUCUUGAGCGAUUCAUGGAGGAGAGAGUGCACAAUCCUUUGAGGACAGUCGCCGGCGUAUUAUCGAGUGCGGAAAUAGCUAAAAUGAUCUUGGAAUCCAUAAAAGCCAUAUGCUCUCAGGGUCAGAACUUAGUUCCGAUUACUGUUUUCCAAUAUGACUUAGUUGCACCGAUUUUGCGCAAGGCCCAUGCUAAAUUUGCGGAGAGGCUGGGAGUUGAUGAAACUGCGAUGUGGUCUCCAGUGUUUGCCGACUACGUUGCUUUGUUUGAUGAUGAAGAAAUUUCUCGUCUACACACGCAUCGUGAAUGGUGGAUAAAGUGCUGUAGGAGAGCAGGAAUUCGUCCUACACACCAAAUCCCUUUUGAAGAAUUUCACAGCGGAAACAGACAACAAAUCUCAACAUUUCUGACCCAGGUGAUUAUAGAAGCUUGCAAGUUCCCUGUGACAAACAAACAUGGAUCCACGCAGAUGGUAGACGCGUUUUCAGUACGCAAUGUAGCAAUUGAAGAAGAGUCUCGUAUAUCAGAAGAUGGACGUGUGAUGCUGUCGAAAAUGUUAGCGAUCAAUACGAGACUUAUCAAUUUGUUAGAUGAGCAUCCAUUCGAGUUUAUUGUCUUCCCGACACACCAACUUCCAAUGACGGUUCCACCGAGACCAUGGUGCGACGGAGGAUUAGGUGGUCCCGGAUAUACUCGUCAUACUCAGAUACUUAGGAAUCUGGCUGAGUACAAGGAAAUUGAUGUAAAUGCACAGUUGCAGAAGAGGCUGAAAUCACCCGUUCAGGCUCGCCCUGUUUUUGAUGCUUUAAACCAGCUUGGAUCUACUCCAUGGAAAAUAAACGAACCUAUGCUGGACGUGCUCUGUAAGGUGUUCGAGAUGUCUUCAGAUGCUUCUAAAACAGAACUGCUAGACACACUUUCAGUUCCUUUAAGGGCAGAUACGGUUGAAGUUCCAGAAUUUAAGGAUUUUUUCGGUGAAGAAGCGCAAGUGAAAGAAGUUGAUAAGGGUCGAUAUGUAGAAUAUAGUAAAAGGAAAGCGGAUGCCAUCAAGAAGAGGAACGAAUUAAACUCGCUGUGGUACUGGAUGAAGUAUCGCAUAGUGCUUGCAAGACAUUUUAGAGGACAGACACUAUUUUUUCCUCACAAUAUGGAUUUUCGAGGCCGCGUCUACCCUAUAUCACCAUAUCUUAGUCAUAUGGGCGACGACGUCAAUCGCUGCAUUUUGAAAUUUGCUAAAGGGCGGCCUCUAGGACAACGAGGAUUUCAUUGGCUCAAACUUCAUUGCAUAAAUUUAACUGGAAAGAUGAAGAGAAACAGCAUCGCGGAUCGCGUUACUGAGGCGGAUCGUCUUCUGGAUGAAAUGGUUGACUCAGCUAAUCAUCCUCUUGAUGGUCGCGGAUGGUGGCUAGAAUCUGAAGAGCCGUGGCAAACUUUAGCUGCAUGUAUGGAAGUGCGUGAUGCGCUGGCAUUUCCUGGAAGCAUCGAAAACUUUGUGAGUCAUUUAGCUAUACAUCAAGAUGGAAGCUGCAAUGGACUACAACACUAUGCUGCGCUAGGUCGAGACGAAGAGGGUGGCCGAGAAGUAAACCUUCUAAAAAGCUCAACACCGAACGAUGUCUACUCAUCAGUUGCGACAAGAGUUGAACAAAAAAGAUUGGAGGAUGAAAAAGGUGGGCCAAAUAUGGAAAUUGCACGACGAUUACGAGAAGCUAUGCCGCAGCCGGUUCCAAGGAAGGUUAUCAAACAAACGGUUAUGACUACGGUCUAUGGUGUGACCUUAUACGGGGCCGCUUUACAAAUAAAACGUCAACUCAAAGCUCUCGACAUUGAUAACGAUGACACAGCUAAAUUUGCACAAUAUCUUACGUUUAAGACGUUUGAUAGUCUACAUGAUGCGUUUACGUGUUCAAUGAAACUGAAGGACUGGUUCAGAGAUUGCGCUAAGGGUGUUUCUGAUCUGCUGCGCACCAUGGAAUGGGUGACUCCACUUGGACUCCCUGUGGUUCAACCAUAUGUCAUUGCAAAGGAGAAACAGGGUCGAGUUAUACACGUUCCCGUAUCUACGAAGCAGGUUGGCGCUUUCCCUCCCAACUUUGUUCAUUCACUAGAUUCCUGUCAUAUGAUGUUGACUUCGCUGGAAUGUUCUCGGAGGGGCAUCACGUUUGCGGCAGUACAUGACUGCUUUUGGACUCAUGCAAGCAAUGUUGACGAAAUGAGCCGUUUGUGUCGUGAACAGUUCGUUAGAUUACAUAAAGAACCUCUUGUACAACAAUGUUCUGACUGGUUUCACUCGCACUAUUUGACUGGGCCUCACAUAGAAUUAAUGCCACCAGAAGAUUUAGCGCACUUCAGAAAUUUAUUCACACUACAAGUAAAACCGGGCUCUUUAAAUAUUAAUGAUGUUAAGGAUUCUGUCUAUUUUUUCAGUUAG